Hyla sarda is the source of this 2085-nucleotide messenger RNA. RefSeq names its product phosphoglycerate mutase 2 (gene PGAM2). The record is from RefSeq and is a predicted model, not a curated record. Gene Ontology annotation, molecular function: intramolecular phosphotransferase activity. Bases 15 to 998 code for a protein of 327 amino acids. Gene Ontology annotation, biological process: glycolytic process. Lineage: Eukaryota; Metazoa; Chordata; Amphibia; Anura; Hylidae. The transcript has 4 exons.
AUAAAUCUCCCCCUAUGAGAUUAGUGAAGAUAGUAAACUACAGUCCACUUCUUCAUUCAAAAGGUUCACUCAGGACCCCUAUUCUCUUGAUUGAUAGGGGUCCCAGCAGUCAGACCUGCACUGAUCAGACAAUUAACACUGAUCCUAUGAAUAGAAGCCACAGUGAACAUUCAGAGGCCAUCAGCCUAAGGCAUAGUAGUCACAGCUCUAGACAGUACACACUUUUGAAAGCCACCAUGCCUCACCGUUUGGUCAUCGUACGCCAUGGCGAAAGCUCAUGGAACCAGGAAAAUCGGUUCUGUGGAUGGUUCGAUGCUGAACUCAGUGAGAAGGGGGUAGAAGAGGCUAAACGAGGAGCUCAGGCCAUCAAAGAAGCAAAGAUGGAGUUUGACAUCUGCUACACAUCUGUUCUGAAGAGGGCAGUGCGCACACUGUGGUAUAUCCUGGAUGGCACCGACCAGAUGUGGUUACCGGUGCACCGGACCUGGAGGCUGAAUGAGCGUCAUUAUGGAGGACUGACUGGACUCAACAAGGCAGAGACCGCAGAGAAGCAUGGAGAGGAGCAAGUGAAGAUCUGGAGGAGGUCUUUCGACAUCCCUCCACCACCCAUGGGAGAAGAUCAUCCUUACUACAAGCUCAUCUCCAAGGAUAGACGCUACAAAGACCUGAAAGCAUCUGAGCUUCCAUCAUGUGAAAGUCUAAAGGACACUAUUGCCCGUGCCCUCCCAUUCUGGAAUGAAGUCAUCGCCCCACAGAUCCUCGCUGGCAAGAGGGUGCUCAUUGCAGCCCAUGGGAACAGCCUUAGGGGCAUUGUCAAACAUCUGGAUGGCAUGUCUGACGCGGCCAUUAUGGAGCUUAAUCUCCCCACCGGAAUCCCUAUCGUGUAUGAGCUGGAUGACAACUUGAAGCCAAUCAAACCCAUGUCCUUCCUGGGAGACGAGGAGACAGUAAAGAAGGCUAUGGAGGCCGUGGCUGCACAAGGCAAGGUCAAGAAAUAAAGAGAAGAAACGGCACUUAGAGAAAGUAAAGUGGACUAUUAGAAUAAAUCCUUCUCUCGCGGCCCUUAUAGAAUUUUCUUGUUAUUGUAAGAAUCAAGAAAGCAUCUCAUUUGUAUUCUACUGUUAAUGUGUUCUAUAUUAGUCCAUGUUAUGUUGACUUUCUGCAGUCUUAAUCUGAAAUUACAAUGGGAAGAUACCGUAAGUGAUAAUUCAUGGAUCUACUCAAUGAUGUAUUUAACAUAAAGGGAGACCCAGUAUCUGCUAUCAGACACAUGGAGAUGGACCUGUUCUGCUUUGGAUGCGUUCCAAGGGACCGCUCUAGGUUGAUGUCCUGCUCCAAAUUAGGUAAUACGUGCACAGAGAAAACACACACUGACUCAAGGCUAGGUUAAAAUGGAUUUUCUGUUUGUUGUAUUGCAUACACACAAUAUGCAUUCUUCAGUAGGGCGUAGCACAUUGUGUAAGCAUUGUAAUCGGUUAGUAGACUAUGUUUACGUAAGCAUUGCAUCAUGAUUUCUGUGCCAAGCUGGUUGGUCACACAGGGUGUAGUACAGGAUGUAACCACCAUCUUAGAAGAAUGAUCUUUAUUUUAUAUCUAUUAUCCAUAACAGUUCCCCCUUCUAUAUGGCCAUGUAAACCAGUGCAGGUACUGUAUGGCAGCAUUAUCAAAGCAGGAACAGGCCAGUUAUGUUCUCAUAUCCUACAAGAAAUGGGACAGCGGGUGGGAUGGGCUGUCGUCUUCCAUAGUUAAGGAGUAUGAAGGCAAUUUUCUGUCCUAAGUAUGUAUCAAGUCUGUAACUGUUUGUAUACCUGGUCAUCUAUACCCCUUACCUUUGGAUUUAUACACAUAAAUGUGAUGUUAUCACUUCUUUACCCCUACUAUCUAAUCCCAUAACUAGACCCACCCCAUCCACCACAAAUGGCCCCAUUAAGUCUCACUUAACAUAUAUAACAGCAAUGUGUGUUCCAAAUUCCAGUACAAUUUUAUGUCUCUGGUCAAUAAGCGUUCAUACUGUGUCUUUUUACAAACUAUCUCUACAUUGCAAGAUGGAGGUAGUGUUCUUGUAUCUGAAUAAAUGAAUAAUAU